Messenger RNA from Pyricularia pennisetigena, 564 nucleotides. RefSeq lists its product as uncharacterized. NCBI's taxonomy places the organism in Eukaryota, Fungi, Ascomycota, Sordariomycetes, Magnaporthales, Pyriculariaceae. The coding region runs from base 1 to 564 and encodes 187 amino acids. The transcript has a single exon. The record is from RefSeq and is a predicted model, not a curated record.
AUGCCUCCCACCACCAUCGACGAAUUAAUUCAGCCAUUCCUCUCGGAGCCGUGGUGCAUGCAACUGAUUCGGGAUCCGACUUACACCUUAGAGGCCCCAACGUCUCGAAUCGGUGAGCCUAUGAUCGACCACGAGUUUUUUGCCCGCACAGUCAAUGCACCCGACUGCAUACCAGGUUUCAUCGGUUUGAACAAGAAAACAACAAGACCGGACGGGGUUGUGGAAGAAAGAAUUUCCCUCUUCACCGUCGACCAUGGAAUCGACGGCUAUCGCGGAGUUGUGCACGGCGGCAUGGUGGCCGCAAUGAUCGAUGAGGCUGUCGCGGGCGCCGUCGAAACCAACGUGAACGAGGGCGGACCGUGGGGGAAGCAGAAGCUCAUGACCAAGUUUCUCAAUGUUACCUUUAUUCGACCUGCGCCUACGCCUGCGUUUUUGCAAUGCCGAGUCAAGCUUGAGAAUUAUGACGGCAGAAAAGCCUUUUUUACGGCAAUUCUGCAGGAUGGCGAGGGUAAGGAUCUGGCAAAGGGCGAAGCUUUGUUCGUCAAAGUGCAAGAGAAAUUAUAG